Molecule: messenger RNA, 1022 nt
Organism: Vitis vinifera (wine grape)
Lineage: Eukaryota; Viridiplantae; Streptophyta; Magnoliopsida; Vitales; Vitaceae
Exons: 2
Coding region: 89-646 (185 amino acids)
Source: RefSeq, a predicted model, not a curated record
AUGUCCAUCUCUCAUUCUCUGCUUAUUCUCUUCUCUUAGUUCUCUUUGAUAACUUACUUUGUUUCUCGUUACAAAUAUUUGUAACAGGAUGUGGUCGAUGUUGGGAGGCUUACAAGUCAACAGAAUGUGUUUCACUGGUGCGUUGUCGUUCCCUUCUCCAACAAUGAGUCUUAAUAAUGAAUUCGCAAGAUACGCUCCGCCUAAGAAACGUAAGUUAGAUGAAUUAGAGAGCCUGAAUACAGAAUCUCCACGUCGUAAUGAAUUCGCAAAAUUUGUUCGAGGUGAUGGCGAGAAUUCCAGCAGUCCAAACCAAGAUGCAACUCAUGCAGUUCUGCUGGAUCUGCAAAUGGCCCACAGAUUGUUCGAGCGCCCUCUAACCAAGAAGCAAUUUGACAAGCUCAAGGAUGAUCUACAGCUAUCUCUUCAAAUUCGCCUGAAACAACUAUUAGAAUCCAAACAAGCGUGUGAAGAUGUUCUUGAAAUGGCUGAUUCGGCGUAUGUGUUGAUGCUUUUAAAUUCUUCAAAUCCCAAGGGCGAGGAAGCUAGAAGGGCAAUAAUGUUGUUCCAAGAAGGGGAGAGACUGAUAACCGAUGGUCAACACCUGUUAAAAUCUGCCUUUCCCGACGUGUUUACUGCCACCGACUGAUAUGGCCGGCCAUCCAGUCCCGCACGCUAGUAAUUCCUGAAUCUCCCAAUAACAACUUUUACUUCACUUGUGUAUGUGUGGAUGCUCUUAAAUUCUUCAAAUCGCAACUAGGAAGCAGUUGGCGAGAACUCUGUCAGGCAAUAAUGUUGUUGCAAGAAGAUAUAUGAUAUUUUUACGGCUUUCUUAUGAAAUAUUUGUGAAAUUGGCAGAAGUAAGUAGGAUAUGGAUUUAUGCAAUUUAGGAAAUGAUACGUUGGAAAUUGCCUUUACGACUUCGUUGUAAAUUCUACUGUUUGGCCGAUUUCAAUUUUUUAGCAGUCUUUCGAAAAGACAACUUCCUGUUUAAGUAAUAAAAUAUUCUAAAUUUGAAAAUAAAA